AUGCGGCCCAUGGAAUGCCUCUUCUUCGAAGAGGCGCCCUCCCUGUGUGCCCUCCCUUGCGAAUGGCGGCGCAAACUGCCGCGCCACGCCCUAGCUGACGCACCACACCCUGUUUGCCUGUUCUGGAUAAUGUUUGUGAAUUUAUCUUACCUGAGUUAUGAUGAUUACAUUAAAUCCACACUAAUGACAAUAUUGGCCCAGGCCAACAGUUUCCCAGGCCGCAUUAGCGGGAGUGUAGCCAGUCGGUCGAGGGGAAGUGAUGAUCCCCUUUGCUUGGCGCUGGUUGGAUCACAUCGAGACGCUGUGCCCAGUUUUGACCCCCCUAAUACAAGAAAGGCAUCGACAAGCCUGCGAAUUCAGCAGAGGAGAUCAUCGAGACGGAGCCAGGCUCGUCACUGCGGCACGUGGUGCGAGGCCAAGGGACAACGGGCGUGUGUUGAAGCAGGAGAGGUUCAGACUAGACAUACGGAGCAGCGUUUUCCCCGGGGGGACACUGGACCUGAGGCACAGGCUGCCCAGGGAGGCUGCGGCGCGCUGUCCCCCGAGGAGGAGCUGAAAGCCACGGUGCUGCAGCUGCGGGAGACCGUCCUGCAGCAGAAGGAGACCAUCGGGAGCCAGCGGGAGGCCAUCCGGGAGCUCACCGGCAAGCUGAGCCGCUGCGAGAGCGCCGACGGCAAGUCCGACACGGGGACGUGGAAAAAAGAGCUGGGCAGGGGCAAGGACACCAUGGGCGACCUGCCGCGGGACCCGGCGCAGGUCAUCGACCAGCUGAGCCGCACCAUGCAGACCCUGAAGGACCGGCUGGAGAGCCUGGAGCACCAGCUCCGAGCCAACGUGUCAUAUGCAGCACUGCCUAAUGACCUUCGAGAGAUGCUUCAACGGAGGCUUGGAGACCUGGAACGCCAACUCCUGAGCAAAGUGGCUGAGCUUGAGGAUGAAAAGUCUUUGCUUCAUAAUGAGACGUCAGCCCAUCGGCACAGGACAGAGACAGCCUUGAAUGCAUUGCUAGAAAGAGUGUCUGAAUUAGAAAAAGGUAACAGUGCAUUUAAGUCACCCGAUGAAUUCAAAGUCUCCCUUCCUCUUCGCACAAACUACUUAUAUGGGAAGGUCAAGAAGACUCUGCCAGAGCUGUAUGCUUUUACCGUAUGCUUGUGGUUGAGAUCGAGUGCUUCUCCUGGAAUUGGCACUCCAUUCUCUUAUGCUGUUCCUGGGCAGGCUAAUGAAAUUGUCCUCAUAGAAUGGGGAAAUAAUCCAAUUGAACUUCUAAUUAAUGAUAAGGUUGCCCAGCUCCCUCUCUUCAUUAGUGAUGGAAAAUGGCAUCAUGUCUGUAUAACAUGGACAACCAGAGAUGGAAUGUGGGAGGCUUUUCAGGAUGGAGAGAAGCUUGGCACUGGGGAGAAUCUUGCUCCUUGGCACCCAAUUAAACCUGGAGGUGUCUUGAUCCUGGGUCAGGAACAGGACACGGUAGGAGGAAGAUUUGAUGCAACUCAAGCCUUCGUUGGGGAGAUGAGCCAGUUCAAUAUAUGGGACAGGGUCUUAAAAGCUGAAGACAUCAUGAAUAUUGCUAACUGCUCUACCAACAUGCCUGGCAACAUCAUACCCUGGGUUGAUAACAACGUUGAUGUGUUUGGAGGUGCUACUAAAUGGCCUGUGGAGACAUGUGAAGAGCGUCUGCUAGAUUUAUAG
Molecule: messenger RNA, 1686 nt
Organism: Aptenodytes forsteri (emperor penguin)
Lineage: Eukaryota; Metazoa; Chordata; Aves; Sphenisciformes; Spheniscidae
Gene: NPTX2
Product: neuronal pentraxin 2
Exons: 8
Coding region: 1-1686 (561 amino acids)
Source: RefSeq, a predicted model, not a curated record